AUGUCUCGCCGCAACAGCAGUGUCGUCGCUAUCGACGCCGAACAGGCACGCCGCCUUUCACUCGCCGUCACGGACAUCAAACAAGUCGCCCACGAUGCCGGCAACGCGACUCGAUCGGAGCAGCAGAUGACCCUGCGCCAGGGUAUCAAGUUAUACCCAAAGGCCAUCGCCUGGUCCGUCCUGCUCUCCGCAGCCAUCAUCAUGGAAGGCUUCGACAAGGUCUUGAUCGCCAACCUGAUGGCGGUUCCUGCCUUUAAGCAAAAGUUCGGCGAACAACUUGCAGAUGGCACCUUCGAACUCACCGCUGCGUGGCAAGCGGGCCUCACAAACGGUGCAUACGUUGGAGAGUUUACAGGUCUGCUCCUGAACGGUCUCAUCGCGGAUCGUUUCGGCUACAAGAAGACAAUGAUCGGCGCGCUCUUCGCGGUGAAUUUCUUCAUCUUCAUCGUCUUCUUCGCGCAGAACAUCACCAUGCUUCUAUGCGGUCUCAUCCUGUGCGGUAUCCCAUGGGGUGUAUUCCAGACCCUGACUUGCACCUAUGCCGCCGAAGUCGUACCGGUGCCACUUCGACCAAUUCUUACAACAUACGUCAACCUCUGCUGGGUCAUCGGUCAAUUCCUCGCCUCUGGCGUUUUGAAGGGUGUAGCCGAGCGCCCCGACCAAUGGGCAUACCGCAUCCCAUACGCCCUGCAGUGGCUCUGGCCUCUCCCGUUGAUGAUCGGCAUCUCGUUCGCACCUGAAUCUCCCUGGUGGCUUGUACGGAAAGACCGAUGCGAAGAAGCAAAGAAGAUGUUGAUGCGCCUCACAUCACCCGAAAAGCUGCCCGACUUCAAUGCCGAUGAGACCAUUGCUAUGAUGCGCCACACCAACGCCAUGGAGAUGGCGGUCUCUGAAGGUACUUCGUACUUGGACUGUUUCAAGGGUACAGAUCUCCGCCGAACUGAAAUCGCCGCCAUGGCAUGGUUUACGCAGGCCUUCUGCGGAGCAGGUCUUAUCGGUUAUUCGACAUACUUUUUCCAGCAAGCAGGCCUUAGCGACGCGGAUGCGUUCUCCAUGAGUCUAGGACAAUACGCAAUUGGUGGCGUGGGUGUCUUCAUGGCCUGGAUCCUCAUUCAACGUGUAGGACGUCGCACAUUGUACGUGUAUGGCGAUCUCGUCAUGGUUAUGUUGUUGUGUAUCAUCGGAGGUCUCGGUUUCAUUCCAGCCGGCAACGUUGGCGCGCAGUGGGGUAUCGGCGCCAUGCUCCUACUUUUUGCAGCCGCAUACAACUGCACGGUCGGACCUGUCUGUUACUCCAUCGUCGCAGAGAUUCCAUCCACUCGUCUUCGCCAAAAGACUGUCGUCUUGGCCAGGAACUUCUACAACAUCGGUUCUAUCAUCGGCAAUGUUAUUACUCCACGUAUGCUCAACCCCGGUGCUUGGAAUUGGGGCGCAAAGAGUGGUCUGUUCUACGCCGGAACGUGCUUUUGCUGCUUUAUCUGGGCGUUCUUCCGUCUUCCUGAGCCAAAGGGCAGGACUUACGGAGAGCUCGAUAUCCUCUUCGAGAAGCGUGUCCCGGCUAGGAAGUUUAGCAGCACGGUCGUUGACAGCUUCCAUUCCAGUGAUACCGAGAGCGAUUAUACCGAGAAAAAAGGUGUCUCGGCCCAUCUUGAGCAGGUCAACUCUAGGGAUGCUAUUUGA
Messenger RNA from Alternaria novae-zelandiae, 1680 nucleotides. RefSeq lists its product as uncharacterized. Gene Ontology annotation, biological process: carbohydrate transport; transmembrane transport. The record is from RefSeq and is a predicted model, not a curated record. Bases 1 to 1680 code for a protein of 559 amino acids. Gene Ontology annotation, cellular component: membrane. Gene Ontology annotation, molecular function: carbohydrate:proton symporter activity. The transcript has a single exon. NCBI's taxonomy places the organism in Eukaryota, Fungi, Ascomycota, Dothideomycetes, Pleosporales, Pleosporaceae.